UAUUUUAGAUUGCAAUGAUCUUUAAUCUGUUAUCGUUUUAAAGUGCCUGAAGCAUGUAACAACCGUGCACGUAAUAAAUCUUAUGCAUUGCAUUUUGCAUGUGCAUUUCAAAUAAGUACGAAGUUCUCUGCUAACGUUUAAGUUAGUUGUAACUCGACGUAUCGAGUGUCGACAGCUGCUUGCCUUCGGCUGCUUUCAGUGCAAUUCGAAUUUUCGCGUGCGAAUCGGUGGGAUUUAUUUUUUCUUUUCGUCUGCAAAUGCAGAGCUCACUGUUCGUGUUCUUCCGCGAUAAACUCUGCGGUAAAUGAAACGAUUUUCGGUGGGAUGCGUUUAUACGCGACGAUCAUCGCGAAGGUUUACGUCAAGUAGUUGGCCUACAAAACGUUUCUGAUAAUCAUGAAUCUGCAAACACUCUUUCAAGACUUCAAUCCAAGCAAAUUUUUAGUGCAUUGCUGUUUGAUGAUAUUUACAUCGCUGUUUGCUCUUCGGCUGGAUGGUUUUAUAGAAUGGAAUUAUUGGUGUGUCUUUACGCCAAUAUGGUUUUGGAAGAGUAUGGUAAUUUUGGGUGCUACUGUUGGAAGUUAUGUUUGGUGGAGACACCCGCAUGCAAGACUGGAAGGAGAUGCCUAUGUACAUUACAAGGCAAUGUUAAUUACUUUGGCAUUACAUUUGAUCCUGUUAAUGUUUGAAUUGUUAGUAUGUGAUAAAUUAGAAUCUGGGAGGCACCUUUGGAUACUUGUAUUUAUACCACUGAUCUUCAUUUCUAUAGUAUCGAUAGCAGUAUGUAUUUGGGCUGCAAAACAUGAUCGAUCAUUUGAACUUGAACUGUUCUGUGCAGUUAAUGUACUGCAGUUUAUUUUCUUGGCAUUAAGGCUAGAUCAUUUUAUAUUAUGGAGUUGGGAAGUAGUAUUUGUGCCUGUUUGGACACUUUUAAGCUUGUCCCUAGUGGCUGUGCUAUAUGCGAUAGUAUUUGCAGCUGUUUUAUUAAGAGCACCACAGGUUACUGCCAGACAGAGGCGAACAUCUUUAAAUUCUGCAUUGGCAUACACAUUUCUUGUGGUUCCAAUCUCUGUGUUCCAAGUGUUAUUAGCAAACAAAUUAGAUGGAGAUAUUUCAUUAAAUUAUACUACAGUAGCUAUGCCGCUUUUAAUAUCUCAUAUAACACUUAUUUUUAUGUCUUUUGAUGCAAAAGGUGGAAACAGAUGGUGGUUUGGCAUUAGGAAGGAUUUUUGUCAUUUUUUAUUAGGAUUAUGUCCAUUACUUCAAGAAUAUGGUAAUAUUUCAUACCAGCCAAGAAGUGAUCAGGAUCAACCACCAUCUGAACCAAUGGUUUCAGAUAAAAAUGAAAAACAUGUUAAGAAAAUCGACCUAACAAAACCUGUUGUACCUAUAAUUUCAAUCGAUAUGCCUGAUUGAUUAUUUUUAUCUAGGAUUGAUUGGAGUAUUUAAAAUAUUUGUACCGAUAUGACUGGUUAAUACCAAGAGUCACAUCUUUUCAAAUAACAGACAGGUGCAUAUACAUAAUAGUGAAGUCUAUUAUAAAAAAGGGGGAAACUAUUAUCUUCAGUACGACAUGUCGUAAUGAAAAUCUUGUUAUUGUUAAACUCAUUGUGCGCCAAGGCAAUCAGAACUAUCCAUUAAAAUAUUAUCCUAUUUUGUUCCUGGGGCUAAAAAAAAGCCUUUUGCAGUAACUAAAGAUUUUGAUAGGGGGAACUCUACAAAAUUUUUUAUGAUCAAUUAAGAUGACCUGUAAGGAACAAAAAUUUUGUUAUCAAUGCUAGAUCAACGGCCCCUCGAGCAAAUUUAGCAGUCGCAAUGCUCAAAAUGAAAAUCAUUAUGUCUCUUAAAGCUGCAUUAAUUUUUUAUGUGUAUUCGAACACUUACACGUAGGUGGGAUUCUGCAAUAUAUGGACUUGUUCAAAUCUGUGCUGUAUCAUUUUUUAAUUUAAACAAAAUGUCGUCGGGUAAUGUGAAACUGAUAGUGAAAUAGGACAAGUUUCAAUGAAUCCACUUAUUGCAGGUUUCUGGUGUAGAAUAAGAGUAAUCGACCCGUCCAUUUCUUUGAUUGAUCCUUCGUAACGAUAUAAGAUAAUUGUCGACCUAUUUUAUUAUGCCUGUUAAUAGUGAAAUUACGUAAUGAUAGUAUUAAUAUUACUUUGCCAAAAGUAGUAGUUACAAAGAAUGGUGAACAUGCCUAAGCUGGUGCUAAAAAUUAACAAUACUUUAGACAUGUUUUACAUGCGACUAAGACCUGUGUUUAAAAUUUCGUUUAAUUCUUAGUACACCGUGAUCUGUAUAAAGCGAAGUUUCAUUUAUAAUUACUUAUAUUUUAAACCAACUUACGAUGUAAAUAGCACACCAGAUUACAGGACUAAGUAAUGUUGUACAGGCCACAUUUAAAAGAAAUUGUUGUGUAUAUAGUUAAGUCUCGGAUAACGAAUGAUUAUCUAAUGUUUAGUUGACUUAAAAUUAAUAAGUAUUGCGUCAUAUAUAUAAAGAUAAAGUAAUAAUAUAGGACACACGAAUACUGCGUACAAUAUAUACAUGUAAUAUAAUCAAACAUUAUAUUUGCAAUUGAUCAGUUCAGCUUCCCUUGUUUCUAAUACGAAAUUACAACACAAACUCCAGCAUUGAACGAGACUUAACUGUACGAUGCAUAUAGCAAAUAGAAUGGAAUUAUUGUAAUUAAUGAUCGAAGGGAUCGUAAAUGGGGUACGUUAUUCAAAUUAUCUUAUAUGCCAGUUUUCCUUUUGUAAAAAUGCUUCACGUAUAUUCGAACCCCUUUUUAAAUAAUUUUUAAUUUACUACGCAUAUUUAUGUCUGUGUUCAUGACAAAUAAGUUGACAACACAUAAUUAGAAACAAGAGCCAUAUAUUUAUAUUAGAAUAAUUUUUGUACGUGUUCCUAAAAUGUUUGCAAUAUUUUUUAUUAAAAUAUUCAUAUAUUGAUAUUAGUAGAUGGUCAUUUUGAUGCGUGCGUCAAACAUAUUCAAAGGACUCUGUUACUUUAAGCGAUAAAUUUAGAUUUAAAUUCUUUUGUAUGUUUACAACUCGUGAGUUGCUUGAAAAUACCAAUGAAUAAUUAGUGCAUUUCCUAAUUAAUAAUAUAACAAGUACGCGUCGUUGUUAUAUACCAAAUAAUUUAAAUUUUACCGUAUUUUAUUGAAUUAAUCGAUUCUUUCAACAAACAGAGAAACAACACAAUGUUCGGAGAUUGAAAUUAUUCGGAAUUAAAGUAAUAUUAUAUGUGUGUGUAUACGUUUAUGUUGUGCGCGUCGUUUUAUACUGAAAUUUUAUUGUAAUCGUGAAGACUUUCAUUUACUAGAAUCUGAUAAAGUAAGAAUGUGCGGUUCAUGCAAAGGAUUUCGAAUAAACCUACGAGGAACGGAAAGCAGGUGCAAUGUACCUGGUAACGUAUUUCAAUCUUUGAACAUGUUCAUGAAACUGCAGAAAUAUUUGUUCGAUAAGUUGUGCGUUACGUAUGCAUUGUAAAAUUAAAAAUUUUAGAACACAAAGGAUAUAAUCCAAGAUUUUUGAACGUACUAACAUGGUUUGUUGUAUAUGAAGCGUAAAUUGUUCAAAUAUUAGGUUUGUAAUCGGCCUUAAUGGGACAAGAGAUCGGAUAUAUCGGCUAGGAGACAAGACUGAGCACUUUGCAUCUUUAGAAUAACAUCGGCAAGAUGUAAAAAGAAAAAACAAAUAUUCGCGCGACUUUCAAGAAGAGACGUUUAAAGAUAAGAGCAUUAAUUGUUAACGUUAAUAGAUACCAUUAAUUAUUAAGUAUAUCCAAUCAUUUAUUGUGUUAUGAUGUAGAAAUAAUGUACAUAGUCUGUUGUAUUACAAUAACAUUAUAGACUAUAUUAUUAA
Molecule: messenger RNA, 3866 nt
Organism: Megalopta genalis
Lineage: Eukaryota; Metazoa; Arthropoda; Insecta; Hymenoptera; Halictidae
Product: transmembrane protein 185B
Source: RefSeq, a predicted model, not a curated record